AUGGCUGCUCCGCGGCGCCGAGACUCACAAUAUCUCGCAAAUAAUUAUGAGCUGCCUGAAAAUGGCGAUUUUCUUGACUACCCGGAAUGUUUCGAUAGCGGAUAUGCACAUAUGCUGUUAAACCCCACGGAUCCGCCGCAUUGUGAGGAGAAUGACGCAAAUUAUCAUGUCACUGAUGGGUUUGCCUCCAAUCCUGCUAUCUCCCCGUUGGAAAAUGCUUCGGCACAUGUGAAGUCUCUAGAUCCGACCUUUGACUGGCUCACAGCCAAACAUGAUAACUCAAGUGCUGAACAACAUGAUGACUUUGAUUGGAUGAACUAUGGACUGUUAGAAUCGUUGCCAUCGAUUCAACCUAGCGAACCUGAUCCAUUGUUCUCCGGCAAUUCCAAUUCGCCCGCUAUGCCAUCAAUUUAUGGAGCCAUUGAGAACAGAGAAUUGACCUCCACACCACCCUUGCCGCAACACUCACUACGGGGGUACGGCGAACUUCCUCGGCGGAAAAGCAGGUCCUGCGGAUCCCUUGGAACGCUGGAAAGAAUCUCCCCCGAAGGCGAAGCAGCAAGUUUAUCGGCCAUUAAGAAUGCUCUUGAAAAUCCAUCGAGCUACUCAGGUGUAAAUCAAUUACCCACGACGCCUGGCUCCGGGGCCAGCAAUUUGUUCCAAAUCCAUCGUCGGCCAGCAUCCCGAGAACCCUCAACAACAAGUGGAGAAAGUGCUACUAGUGCAUCAUCUCGGCGCUCUAACCGAUCCAGGGAGUCUGCUUUGUCUAAUGGCAGCCAAGCCGCGCCAGACAAGGCAUCUGCUGGAAUUCGAAAAAAGCAGACUCGCACAACUAGAAAAAAGCGAAGUUCGGCCAACCAACCCCGCAUAUUUUGCUGCACAUUCUGCUGUGAUAAAUUCAAGAACAAAUUUGACUGGAUGCGUCAUGAGAAGUCCCUUCAUCUCGAUCUUGAGAGUUGGGUGUGCGCGCCUUUUGGAGGCUCUGUGGUAUUGACAUCAACAGGCCGCGCUCAUUGUGCCUAUUGCAAUCAGCUGGAUCCAACAUUGAAGCACCUUGAAGAGCACAACCAUAGACCAUGUCAGCAACAGAUACGUUCAUUUCGGCGAAAGGAUCACCUAAUUCAGCAUCUGCGCCUCUCCCAUCGCCUCGAAACCAUUCCGUUAAUCGACGAUUGGAAGCGUGUUGCUACGGAAAUUCCUUCCCGUUGUGGAUUUUGUGACGGCCAGAUGUCCAACUGGGAUGAAAGAGCCGACCAUCUGACAUUCCACUUCCGCAAAGGCUUUACCAUGGCCAACUGGAAAGGUGAUCAUGAGUUCCCGCCAGAUAUUGCUGCGAGAGUCACACAUAGUGUCCCGCCAUACAUGCUCGACUUCGAAUCGCGAACUCUCGUGCCUUUCUCCGCCACGAACGGAGCUGUGAAUGACCAUCUCUCCCAAAUGCUGUCUCGUGCCACUUUUCUGGAUGCGGCAGGAGAACCUCAGAUGCUGCCGGAAGCUCCAGAGCCAGAUCUACGGCCGGUUCAAGGGGAUAAUUUGGAUUCCUACACGGAAGUGCUCACUCGUCAUUUAAGUCAUUAUGCACAAAGGAUGAUGAGAGAUGGUGUCAUUCCCACAGACGAAAUGUUUCAACUCGAGGCAAGAAGACUUUUGUUUGAUUCUGAAGACCAAUGGAACCAGACGAUGGCCGACAACAAUGAGUGGUUGGCUAAAUUCCGAAGAGAGCAGAGCACUCAGGGUCAUCUUCAGACCCCCGAGCAACCUUCUAUGGAUCGGUAG
Molecule: messenger RNA, 1776 nt
Organism: Penicillium crustosum
Lineage: Eukaryota; Fungi; Ascomycota; Eurotiomycetes; Eurotiales; Aspergillaceae
Product: DNA-binding domain-containing protein
Exons: 3
Coding region: 1-1776 (591 amino acids)
Source: RefSeq, a predicted model, not a curated record